AUGGAUGACGAAGGGACGAUGAUUUGUUGGUUCGGAGGCGUGAGCCGCGCACGACAAAACGCUGCGCAAAGAUGCUACAAAAUUACACUCGCAUCUUGCGGUCCUGCGACGGGGGCCAUUGUGAUACGGCAACUCAGUGAAGAAGCCCUGUUCGGACUCGAAUGGGAUUGGCUUGGUGUGAAGGCACGUAAAACCAAACAAAGAUGGAGGAGAAAGUCUUGGCGGCGUGGCACCACAACUAGGAGCGUGCUACGAAAGAACAGAUGGGAGCUGAAAGCUGAGCUUAACUAUGUACCCCACAACGCCCAUUCAAUACUAUCCACUCGCUCCCAAACAAUUGCCAUUGCCAGCAGUCCGCAGGCCAAAAGCGCCGCCGUUACGCGAAGUCGUACGGAGAAGUACUCGGACACGAGCAUCGCAAGACUGAGGAGUCCGAAACGAGACGCGGGGCUCAUCUCCGUUGAGGAUGCCGCAGCGAUUCAUCACCCGUCCGAAACGUCUUUCACUUCUUGCUCCCCGCAUCAAGAAGGCAGUGUGGGCAGUCGAUUUGAGCUCGAGAAAAAAAAUAAGGAACGGAAGAACAGACUCGGACCUCGUAGUGUAGUAAACUUGAUGAUGCCAUUGUCGAACUCGGGCAUACUUGCGGCCACACGGACGACUCUAAUCAGCCUCGGUGACAGCGAGUUCCAUUUCGUGCACGAGUAA
Stereum hirsutum FP-91666 SS1 is the source of this 705-nucleotide messenger RNA. RefSeq lists its product as uncharacterized. The record is from RefSeq and is a predicted model, not a curated record. The transcript has 7 exons. Lineage: Eukaryota; Fungi; Basidiomycota; Agaricomycetes; Russulales; Stereaceae. Bases 1 to 705 code for a protein of 234 amino acids.